GACGCUUGAGAAAGGAGGAGGGUAUUCCACGGCUUUAUCUUCGGCGGAGGUUGAAAACGCAACUCUGUGCGGUCCAGAGAUUAAAGUUUGAUGUCUGUACAAACUGUUGUAUUGAAGGUUGAUCUGAAGAUGUCUGCAAAGGUCAUAAUAUCGUCUUUGACUGGGGCUCUAGCGGUUUCCUAUCUCUUCUAUGAUUUGACGAGUACGAGGAAGAUUUUUGGAGGUACUAUGCCUUCCACAGUUUCAAACAAAGAAUGGGCAGAAGAAACAGAUAAGAAAUUACAGGCUUGGCCUCGAACGGCUGGUCCUCCAGUGGUUAUGAAUCCAAUCAGAAGACAGAACUUUAUAGUUAAAUCAGCAUCAGGAGAAUCUUGAAGCAUAUCACAUUGUAUGCCCAUCUAUUUGGAAUAAUGUCAACUUAUCCUCCUGUUUGAAUGAUCUAUUAGCGGUGAGCAAUUUUAUCAUUUCAGAUUUUAAAAAUCCUGAACCAGAUCGCAUUGUAUGCAAUUUGUUUGGAAUUCUGUCAACUUAUCCAGCUGUUUGAAUGAUCUGUUACGGUGAAUAAUGUUAUCAGUGCAAAUUUUAAGAAUUGUCUAGGAUUAUUGCUGCAUGUAUUUGAUUUAGCACAGCUGCAAGUCAUGUUACUGAUAAAUGGGUAUUAUGACAUAAUAAUUUGAAAUGAUUGUCAAAA
Molecule: messenger RNA, 691 nt
Organism: Cryptomeria japonica (Japanese cedar)
Lineage: Eukaryota; Viridiplantae; Streptophyta; Pinopsida; Cupressales; Cupressaceae
Exons: 3
Coding region: 91-375 (94 amino acids)
Source: RefSeq, a predicted model, not a curated record